Messenger RNA from Cladocopium goreaui, 2514 nucleotides. The record is from the annotation of a GenBank genome assembly. Lineage: Eukaryota; Dinophyceae; Suessiales; Symbiodiniaceae.
AUGGCGUUCGAUCGAAUGAGGGCUCUUGAGACUUACCUGCAGUCUUGCUCAGGGCUUGCCAAUUUCAAUGAGAUCUUGGAGCAGCAGUGCGUCCAGUUGGCAAAGGAAAUUCAGAACCUUACCAAGCUAGACUUCGAUGAAGGAGCUCCCCUACUAGCCAUGGUUCAACAGAAUCAGCUUUGGUCCAAACCGCACAAGGAGACCAUCUCCCAAGCAAUUCACAGGAAAGUGCAAGAAUCCAUGGGGGGCAAGGGUGUGGUUAGAGAUCGAGUGCAACAUCAACAGUUCACCUGGUUUCCUCAGUACUUGACAAAAUCUGAUUGGGAGAUCGUCAUGACAACCACGAUUCCUGCUGCUCAGAAGUGUUCAGUUGUCAUGGAUAGACUGUGGAAGCUUGACCUGCGGUCACCAAAUGAAGAUACAUAUGCGAUGAUUACCGUUGUUCUUCUUCUCACUGAGACCCAGAGAUUUAUGGAUGCCGUUCAGCUACGAUCGAGCUACCUUUCUGUCAAGGGCUUGGUGAAGAGUUUUCUGAAGGGUCGCAUCGGCAAUCUGCAGCCUACUUGGACUCACAAAGAUCUUCCUCCAGUGGUUGCCGCUUUGGAGCAGGAAAGGGUGGCAACCGCAUAUGCUGAAGGAGAUGGACCUGCAUCUCUACCUGAAGGCAUCACAAUGGAAUACUUGCAACACUGGAUGAACGUAGUGCCCCAACGUUCAAACAGCAGCAGCAUUUCAAUCAGUUUGCCGAAGAGUGUGCCGUGGCAAGUCCCAGGCAUGCAUGGAGGAAUGCUGAUGGGAAAUAUGGGCAUGAUGCCGAUGGCUCUGCCUAUGCACCAUGGGAUGAUGAUGUCACCCGGAAUGCAUCAACCUUCCUUGCCUGCAUUGCCUGCACCUGCAAAUCUGUGUCAACCUGCUUCGUCUCAGUUGGGACUGCAGUAUCCUGGACAAUUGGCUUUACCUGCACCACCUUCUGCGACAUCGGCUGUCUCACCAAGCGCUGUGACAGCACCAACUGUCACCGCACCAGCUGUGACAGCAGCUGCUGUCACAGCACCUGUUGUGGCCACUGAGAUUGAAGUGGUUCCUGCGAGGGCGACUCCAGUGAAAAAGCCUUUGGCUCUCACUGAUGGAUCGGUUCAGGAUGAUGUCAAUAAGAAAGAACAUGGUCAAGGCACUUCAGCUGUCGAUGUGUCCAUGCAGUUGGAGAAAGCACUUUCAGCUCGAGAUGCUGAGAAAAAGGAUAGCAAGGCAAAGCAAGACGACGAAAAGAAAGACAAACAGAAAGACCAGAAGGACGAUGAAACAGUAGAAGAACAGAAGCCUUGCCUCAAACGUCCUGCCACGAAAGCAACAAGGAAAAGUCAGAUGAAGCGCCCAGCUUCUUCCUCUUCAGUGGUCCCACGUGUUCCAGAAGUGCCCAAGCAGAAAGCCACGAAGAAAAAGGAAAAGAAAGAUAGCAGCAAGACGAUGGAAUGCAAGAAGAAGCAAGCCAAGUCAGGAGGCCACUGCAAAGGCCCUAUCACCAAGAAGCAAAGGUUGAAGCUUCGACCAGAGGGAUGCUCCGGUUGCCGCUUUGCUGACAGAGUGCAGGAGCAAUGGAAGCAACAGAGCAGGAGUCGAACUGCUACAUCUGGUGAAGCCCCUUCAGCUCCAAGUUCACUUCAACAACAAGCUCGGGAUGCAGCUUCCUUGAUGGUGCUUGCUCAUGAGCUUCACAACGCUGAUGAGGAGUACGACAUGUUUACGGACCAGCUCGAGUGGGAGGCAGAGGUGCAAAAAGAAGCAGAGAAGAUGAAGCAAGAACAAGCAUCCCAAUGCCAAUUUGGACAGGAAGUGAAGCAAGAAAUUGAUGAAAGUGAGAAGACAGAGGUUGACAGCGUCGGCCCUGAUCUACAAGAUAGGAUACAACAUGCACUCCUGAAUGCAUUGUUGCAAGAUGCUCUACGUGAAAGAGCUGCUGGUGACCUUCGAAAGCACGAUGAACAUGUGCCGAUCCAAGAAAGCAAACCUAAAAGCUGCCCAGUGCGACCUCCAGUCAAAGCAGCAGCUCCAUGCACCAAUGAGCCCAAGACGGUUGCUCCACUUCCACCACUACCACCGCCUAAGCAGCCUCCUCCAGCCCCACUGCCAAUGCCGAAUGAACAGAGAAAAGAUCAGGAACGAGUGCGUGGGCCUGCAGGACCUGCUCAUGAAGGAUACUACUAUGAAAUGCUUGGAUCCCGUCGAAAGUAUGAGCGCCUCGUGAGGAAUAAAUUUAGAAAAAGAGGUCCACGCACAGAAAAAAACCAAGCAAAUGCCGAAGGUGAUCCAUGGUGGUCAUAUGAAUGGCCAGAAAAGACGACUGCAGAUGCCAAAAGUGAUUGGUGGUCAUCUGAAUGGCCAGAAAAGACUGAUGCAGAUGCCGAAGGUGAUUGGUGGUCAUCUGAAUGGCCAGAAAAGACUGAUGCAGAGGCCGAAGGUGAUUGGUGGUCAUCUAAAUGGCCAGAUGCCACACCAGACAAGUCAUGGAUGUAG